Messenger RNA from Phlebotomus papatasi, 1254 nucleotides. RefSeq lists its product as uncharacterized. The transcript has 2 exons. The record is from RefSeq and is a predicted model, not a curated record. Bases 1 to 1254 code for a protein of 417 amino acids. Lineage: Eukaryota; Metazoa; Arthropoda; Insecta; Diptera; Psychodidae.
AUGGCCAAUUUGAAUGGAUUUGAAUUCAGACUCUCUCAGUAUGGUAUCUUCCCAAGGUCUAUGGUGAUUGAUGAUCACGUUUAUGGCUUCGAUGGUCAUUUGUUGGACACUCUUGUUGACUUCUUCAAUAGCACUUACAGAAUUAUGGCACCUGGAUUUAGUCCAGAUAUAUUCUUCAGGACUAUAGAUGACGUACUAACUGAUAAAGCUGAUUUUAAUUUCAACUUGAGAAUUCUCUUUGAGAAGAGCUACCAAGAAUCUAGUCUAUCCUGGCUCUAUCCUCUCCGGGUUAACAGUAUCUGCGUAGUGGUACCACAUGCUCCUCAGAGGUCCGUAGUAGGUGCUAUUCUACAACCACUACUGAGCUUUCCUAGCCUCAUGUACUUGAUCUUCAUGAUUUUUGUCUGGGUAGCUUGGGUAAUCAGCAUACGACGAGACCCUUUAGCCAUUAUCUUCAAUGUUAUUCGCAUAACAGCCCUAUCUCCAAUACCUCGGCUGGAAGGUACUCGGGCAGAGAGUAUCCUGAUAGUCAGUGCACUCUUCCUCUCCUUCUUCUUCAUCAACAGACUCCAGAGCAUCGUGACAGCUUUUCUAGUUUGGCCAGGUUUCGACGACAACAUCAACACUGUAGCAGAACUCAAUGCCAGCAAGUGGUCCGUUCUGAUACCUGAUGGUGUAAUGGAACUUAUAGAAACAGUAGAUCAUGGAUACGAUGACUAUUUUCUGAAAAAGUUUGUUGUGUCACACCUACGACCGGAUCAUGCUCGCCAUAUGGAACCUGAAGAACUUAACGGAUUUGCUGUGUACGGUUUCAAUGUAGAUAAACGUGUUCUAAACGCCGCUAGUGCAGACGGAACUCAGCCUCUUCUGCAUCUAAUGGAAGAAUGUAUCUUCCAUUCUAUUGCUUCUUAUGUGUUCCAGAAACAUUCACCCUUCGUGGUACCCUUCGACCGUGUCUUGUUGCACAUCCACGAGGCAGGUCUACUAACUUACUGGAAACACAUUGCACCUGGUGAGAUUGUUCACUUAAAUCGCUCGAUGGACCGCUUGGAUGAUAAUAUCGAGUAUCACAGCAGAAAACUCGAUUUACGCUUCAAGGAUCUCUAUUUCACCUUCUUCAUCUACUACGUGGGAAUCUCCCUUGCCACAAUCAUAUUUCUUGGGGAAGUCUUGAUGCACAACAGACACCUCGUGAAAUAUUCAUUUAUGCGACAUUUUCGCUACAUUUUCUGUUACAACACUCGUGAUAAUUAA